This is a messenger RNA of Penicillium verhagenii, 1221 nucleotides long. RefSeq names its product FAD-dependent oxidoreductase. Gene Ontology annotation, molecular function: FAD binding. Lineage: Eukaryota; Fungi; Ascomycota; Eurotiomycetes; Eurotiales; Aspergillaceae. The coding region runs from base 1 to 1221 and encodes 406 amino acids. The record is from RefSeq and is a predicted model, not a curated record. The transcript has 5 exons.
AUGCCAGAGACCCCAAUAAUAAUCAUCGGCGCAGGAAUAAGUGGCCUCAUCCUAGCUCAACACCUCCAAAGCCAAGGGAUCCCAUUCGAAAUCUUCGAUAGUGAUUCCGCAUUUGACGCUCGCAACGGAGGUUGGGGGCUAACACUCCACUGGGCCCUCCCAGCUCUACGCCAACUCCUUCCCGAAUAUCUAGUAGCCCGACUUCCGGAGACCUUUGUCAAUAAAGAUGCAGCAGCCCGUGGCGACAUGGGGCGAUUCCAGUUCUUCGAUUUAAAAUCGGGCCAGGCACUCUACGAUGUUCCUGCAGAAGAACGGAUCCGCGUGAAUAGAGGGCGAAUGCGGGAAUUGUUGACCUGUGGACUCAAGAUUCAGUGGAAUAAGAAAUUCGUGAAUAUCGAAUCUAGUGAGAAAUCUAUUAUCGCUCACUUUGAUGAUGGUUCAUCCUGCACCGGCUGUCUUUUGGUUGCUGCUGAUGGCGCACGGUCGCGCGCCCGACAGAUUCUCUAUCCACAGGGCUAUGCGAUGAAUCAGCUCCCAGUUCAACUUCUGGGCGCGUCUGCGCUAUACACGCAAGAACAACUGGGAGGUGUAGAGACUAUAGACCCGUAUAUUUUCCAGGGAUCUCAUCCUGACACCGACGUGUUUAUGUUUUUCAGCUUUCUGGAUACUCCGAGCAAUUUCAACGAAAGCAGCAGGAACCAGUAUCACUGCCAGAUCGUUGUCUCCUGGGCUGAUAAAAAGGGCAUUCUUUUGCCUUCUACUAAUUCCGAUCGCAUGGCUCUCAUGAGGCAAUUGACUGAUAACUGGGCCGAACCGUUUCGCUCGUUAGUGUACAAUCUGCCGGAAGAGACGGAAGCCCGAUCGAUCCGGGUCGAUGAUUGGAUCUUUCAGCCUGGACAGAGUGACGAGUAUCCGCGAGUCAUACUCGUGGGCGAUGCGGCGCAUACCAUGACCAUGUUAGUCCGCGGCGAGGGUGCUAAUAAUGCAAUUGUGGAUGUCUUGGAUCUAGUGGAGAAGGUUGAUUUGGGGAAUAUUAGCGCACUGUCCUCAGCAGAUCUGGCGCUUUCUAGAGCUGCAUAUGAGGAUCAGAUCUUUUCCCGUGUGGAGCCUAGUGUACUCGCUUCCCGACAAGCUUGUCUUGAUGCACAUGAUUUUUCUCAGAUCAAGGGAAGUCCAUUGGUGACUCCGAGAAUAUGGAAAAGCAGAUCCGACUUGAAAUGA